CAACUACUAAAAGCUAAACACUAUAAAAACUAAACCGAAGAAGGGGCCAGCCCACUCCCUCUCGCCGCCGGCGAGCUCGCCGGGAACGAAGAGAGAGGGGCAGGAUCUGAGUCUAAACUGGCGGAGCUAGGAGAAGGGAAGCUUGCGUUUCUUCAGUCGCCAGUGCACGCUCUUACUCGGUCCGAUGGCAUUAUUCUAGCACCCGAUCGACUCAACAGUCAAGUCCAGACUGCAGUUGCAGCACGCUCCUGUGCUCGUUGUUAACCCGAUUCUUCCAUCCAUGCCUUUCAGUCUGUAGGUGUUCGUGGAAUAACGAGAGGCACCAGAGACCAGACCACGAACGGCUCCCCGAGAUUUUCUCGAUCUUGACCGCGUCACUCCAAGACAAAACACAAAUCAUUCAAGCACCUGAGAGACAGGGCGUUUCUUGCAGCGCCGUCCCAGCACCAAAUUGAUGCAGAAGCCCAAGCCAUCAUGCCUCCCGAGCUUCUCCACUUGAUCACUACGUCACUUCUCUUGCUCGUGGCCGCCGGUCCCUGCUGUCUUGCGGCCAGCGGCGGCGGCGGCGACGGCCGGCAGUUCGCCUACAAUGGCUUCGCGGGCGCGGAGCUCGCCCUCGACGGCGUGGCUACGGUCACGCCGAACGGCCUCCUCAUGCUCACCAACGGCACCAUCCAGAAGAAAGGGCACGCCUUCCACCCGUCCCCGGUGCCGCUCCGCGCCGCGCGGUCCUUCUCGACCACCUUCGUCUUCGCCAUCUUCGGGCAGUACAUCGACCUGAGCAGCCCCGGCAUGGCGUUCUUCGUCACUACGUCAAGGGAGGUGCUCUCGGCCGCGCUGCCGGGCCAGUUCAUGGGCCUCCUCAACGGCACCCGCAACACCAACCGGGGCGCCCACAUCUUCGCCGUGGAGCUGGAUACCCUCCUCAACGCCGAGUGCCGCGACAUCAGCAGCAACCACGUCGGCGUCGACCUGGACAGCUUAGUGUCGCGGGGCUCCGCCGAUGCCGGCUACUACGACGACGGCACGGGGCGGUUCCAGAACCUGAGCCUGAUCAGCCGGAAGGCGAUGCAGGUGUGGGUGGACUACGACGGCGCCGCCACGGAGGUCACCGUGACCAUGGCUCCCCUCGGCGUCGCCAGGCCCAAGAAGCCCCUGCUGCGCACCGCCGUGGACCUCUCCGCCGUAGUGGCGCAGCAGGACACGGCGUACGUGGGGUUCGCGUCGGCCACGGGGAUCCUCUUCUCGCGCCACUUCGUCGUCGGCUGGAGCUUCGCGCUGGACGGGCCGGCUCCGGCGCUGAACAUCUCGUCGCUGCCCGCCUUGCCGCCGAGCGGGCCCAAGCCACGGUCCAAGGUGCUGGAGAUCGUGCUGCCCAUAGCGUCGGCGGCCGUGGUCCUCGCCGUGGGCGCCGCUGCCUACGUCCUGGUGCGGCGGCAUCUCAGGUACUCGGAGGUCGUCGAGGAAUGGGAGGCCGAGUUCGGGCCGCACCGGUUCUCCUACAAGGACCUGUUUCAGGCGACCAAGGGGUUCAGCGACACCAACCUUCUCGGGGCAGGAGGCUUCGGGAGCGUCUACAAGGGCGUUCUCCGCAAGUCCGCCAUGGAGGUCGCUGUGAAGAGGGUGUCCCACGAGUCGAGGCAGGGGAUGAAGGAGUUCAUCGCCGAGGUCGCGAGCAUGCGCCGGCUGCGCCACCGCAACCUCGUGCAGUUGCUCGGCUAUUGCCGGCGAAAGGGGCAGCUUCUCCUGGUCUACGAUUACAUGCCAAAUGGUAGCCUGGACAAGUACCUCCACGACCGUAGCAAGGGUGGUACAUUGGAUUGGCCCCAGCGACUCCACAUCAUCCGGGGAGUGGCUUCGGGUCUCUCAUACCUCCAUGAGGACUGGGAGCAAAUCGUCAUCCAUCGAGAUGUCAAGGCAAGCAACGUGCUCCUGGAUGACCAGAUGAACGGGAGGUUAGGGGAUUUCGGCCUGGCGAGGUUGUACGACCAUGGAUCGGAUGCGCGGACCACACACGUGGUCGGCACCAUGGGAUACCUAGCCCCUGAACUAGGGCACACCGGCAAGGCAACCCCAUCCACCGACGUCUUCGCCUUCGGGGCGUUCGUUCUGGAGGUCACCUGUGGCCGAAGGCCGAUUAAGCAAGACGAGGGAAACAACGGCGUCAUGCUCGUGGAUUGGGUUGCCGAGCAUUGGCGCAAUGGUUCGAUCACUAAGGCAGCGGACACCAGGAUGCUGAACAGCAGGUUUAAUCUUGACGAGGUUUCUCUAGUGCUAAAGCUUGGGCUUCUGUGCUCGCACCCACUUCCCAACGGAAGGCCAACGAUGCGGCAGGUCAUGCAGUACCUCGACGGCGACAUGCUCCUCCCGGACUCGUCGCCGGCGGCAUACCUCAGCUCGACCAUGCUGGAGUGGAUGCACAGCCCGGAAUUGAACACGAAUGCAAUAAAGUCGUAUGUGUCAUCCAUGAGCUUUGGUGUCAUCUCUGAUCUCUCCGGAGGAAGGUGACAGAGUGCCUGCUGUGUGUCCGAGAAUAAUUGAGUUGGACUCCAUUGUACUAGUCUCUCAUAGUUUCUAUUGUUAUAUGUUAUUAUUCAUCAGAUUAACUAGCUAGCACUUUGUGGAAAUUAGUGGAUUUUCCAAUAAGUUUGUAAAUUUGUGUUCAAACAUUCCAACUAAUAUAUAUAACACAAAUAAGGACGGUAAUGGUUUU
Messenger RNA from Panicum hallii, 2713 nucleotides. RefSeq names its product L-type lectin-domain containing receptor kinase IV.1-like. Gene Ontology annotation, cellular component: plasma membrane. The coding region runs from base 475 to 2508 and encodes 677 amino acids. The transcript has a single exon. Lineage: Eukaryota; Viridiplantae; Streptophyta; Magnoliopsida; Poales; Poaceae. Gene Ontology annotation, biological process: protein phosphorylation. Gene Ontology annotation, molecular function: protein kinase activity; carbohydrate binding; ATP binding. The record is from RefSeq and is a predicted model, not a curated record.